AUUAGAUGGGAUGUGGCGCGUGUAUGCACUGAAGGUCCCGGUGAAGAGCUGGCACGUCGCUGCCAAACCGCCGUGAUGGUGACCUCGCUCGCGGCGCUGGAACGUGUUCGUGACGAACGCCCUUCUGCGUUGGAGCGCGUGCGUGCAGUUGCCGGCUUUUCAGAGAUCACCGCGCUCGUGUUUGCUGGCGCGCUCACUUUCGAGGGUGCACUACGGCUGGUGGAGCGCGCCGCCGCCAUGAGCGCGGCCAGUGCAGAGCGACCUGGCGGCAUGCUCACAGUAUGGCUCUCAGCUGAUGCGCGCCUCGGACCCGCGCUCUAUGCGGCACGCGAAUACGCAACCAAGCAAGGCGUAGAAAGCCCCGUGUGUCAGGUCGCCAACUACUUAUUCCCUGGCUGCAAGGUAAUAGCAGGGGACGAAGAAGCUUUGCGGUAUUUGGAACGUCAAGGCAACACGUAUGGUGUGAAGCGAGCGGCGCGCGUACGCGUCGAGGGUGCAUUUCACACGCCUUUAAUGGCACGUGCAGAAGCAGCGGUCGCGACGGCGCUACGCUCAGUGGAUGUGCGCGAGCCCGGCGUACGCGUGAUGUCGUGCGUAGAUGCACACGCGUAUGGUGAUGUGAGGGAUGUGCGACGACGCGUGGCAAAGCUAACGACGCGCGCAGUCCGAUGGGAACAAACGCUACAUGCUUUAUACGCGCGGCCGCGUGGUGAGAAGUUCCCGCUGACACUCGCACUGGGUCCCGGCGGAGCUCUGCGCUCCACGCUGCGGCAAGUAAAUGCACCCGCAUGGGAUUCCUCCGUGCAAAUCGAUGUGUAG
Messenger RNA from Manduca sexta (tobacco hornworm), 819 nucleotides. RefSeq names its product probable malonyl-CoA-acyl carrier protein transacylase, mitochondrial. NCBI's taxonomy places the organism in Eukaryota, Metazoa, Arthropoda, Insecta, Lepidoptera, Sphingidae. The record is from RefSeq and is a predicted model, not a curated record. Gene Ontology annotation, molecular function: transferase activity.